Exophiala spinifera is the source of this 1608-nucleotide messenger RNA. RefSeq lists its product as uncharacterized. Gene Ontology annotation, cellular component: membrane. Lineage: Eukaryota; Fungi; Ascomycota; Eurotiomycetes; Chaetothyriales; Herpotrichiellaceae. Gene Ontology annotation, biological process: carbohydrate transport; transmembrane transport. The transcript is spliced from 3 exons. Gene Ontology annotation, molecular function: carbohydrate:proton symporter activity. The coding region runs from base 1 to 1608 and encodes 535 amino acids. The record is from RefSeq and is a predicted model, not a curated record.
AUGGACAAGAAGAUAUCCCCAGAAAUCCAGCAUGUCGACGAAUAUGGUCGCAAUGUUGUCUUGUCAUCUGAGACGGCGUCGGAGAAAGUGUGGAAUCCUUUGCUUAUUCUGUCUUGUGUUGCAUUUGGCUGCACGUCUAUCCUCUUCGGCUUCGAUGACAAGGUUAUCUCACCAGUUGCCGCCAUGGAGCAAUUUGUCGAAAAGUUCCAAGGUGGUGAUUCCAGCACAGGGGCCCUUGUCUUGACUGCCAGAAACCAAGAUCUUGUCUUUUGCCUGCCUUUAGUAGGAGCAAUUCUUGGUGCUAUAGCAGCAUCGCCCUUGACCUCACGAUUUGGCCGGAAGUGGGUUGUAGUGGGUGUUUACUCGCUCUCUUAUGCUGGCACUUUCUUACAAACCUUCGCACCGGUUCUGGGAGCAUUUGUUGUUGGCCGCUUCUUCAACGCCAUCAUGAUCGCAAUCGGGACGACAGUCUCAUUGCUAUAUCUCUCGGAAAUCGUCCCCGCCAAGUAUCGAGGCUUCGCAGUGACGUCCAGCAACAUUUUCAACCUGAUAGCCGGUGUGAUCGCGACCGUUGUCUGCAACGCCACAUAUACACGAUCCGGCAGCUCCUCUUUCCGGAUCCCUCUCGCAGCUCAAGCAAUCAUGCCCACCAUUCUGAUUCCACUGACCAUCUGCAUUCCGGAGUCUCCACUAUGGCUACUGGGCAAAGGUCGCGAAGAAGAAGCUCGUGCCAACCUGAGGAAGAUUCGUGCUUUUGGUGACAUACUGGUCGACGAUGAGCUCCGGGUUAUGAAGCUCGCCCUGCACGAAGAACGAGAACUCUCAUCUGGAGUUAAGGUAACUGACCUGUUCACCAGGGCCAACAUCAAACGUACUAUUGUUGCCGGAUCUAUGUACUCAGUCAACCAGGUUUCUGGGGUCAUUCUCUCGACAACCUACGCUACAGUUUUCCUUACAGCGCUCGGUGUCGGCAAUCCAUUCCAAUUGACGGUUGCCGCAUCAUGCUGUACUCUUGCAGGUACCUUGAUUGCACCACUGAUUGUUGAUCGAGUCGGCCGCCGAACCAUCGCAAUCGGGGGCUUGAGUGUGCUGUUGACCAUUGAUUUCAUUGCCGGUGGAUUGGCUUUCAAAGCACAUGAGUCGACCUAUGCCCUGGGUAUUGCUGCGCUGUCUUUCAUCUUCAACGCCUUCUGGGGCGCCUCGUUCUACUGCUUGUCUGUUACUCUUCCCACAGAAAUUCCUACCGCAAGACUCCGGAACAUGACGACUUCAUACGCUUUGGCGUGUGCCUACACAACCGCCGUUAUCACUACCUUCGCUGUUCCUCAACUUGUCUCUGCGGAUGCAGCCAAUCUCGGAGCGAAAACCUAUCUAGUUUUUGGCGGUUGUGUUGUCUGCAUCUUGAUCUUCUACUAUCUGUUCCUGCCCGAGACUGCCGGCCGAACGUUUGCGGAAAUUGACGAAAUGUAUGAGCACAACGUCCCAGUGCGCACGUGGAGGAAGUAUCAGACAUCAGCCGCUGCACGUCAAGCCGUCGUGGUGAAGACUUCAGUUGAUAUUGUCACCAAGGCUGACGAAAAGGAUGAGGCGGCAGAAAGCCGAUUGUAA